AUGGGGCUCUUCAAACGCAAUUCCAAGACCGAAGAUACCGAAAAUGGAUCAUUUGUUUCAGUCAACAGCGCAAGGAUAUCAAAUACAUCCUUGAGAUCACCAGCAUACAAAGGCAGUGGACCACCAGCCUCAAUCCCUGAAAUAUCCAUCGCAAGACCACCAGACCCAGCAUUGGACCCCGCCGCAUAUCUACGAAGCAUCCAUGCAGUCCGGGAACGAUCCAACAUCAUCUUGAACAAAGCUAAAAAGAACCAACUCAACCAUUUCGAUGUCGAUUUGUCCAAAUUCGAAGCCACGGCUUCCUAUGUCGUCUCGAUCAUUAAGAGAGAUUAUGCGCCAGACUAUGGGAGUAUCCCGCCACAUGGCCGCUGGCAGCAUUUCGACGUCGGCGGGAGACCGCGUGUCAACCAACUUUUGCAGUCGUGGCCCAGUCGCAUUGAUGCGCAAGAGCGCACGCGCCGCUUAAUUGACCUAUUCGUUGUUUCUGUGCUGCUUGAUGCCGGUGCAGGCAAUAAAUGGUCGUAUCGCUCCAAAGAGUCUGGGAAGGUCUAUUCGCGCAGUGAGGGCCUUGCCGUGGCCAGUUUGGAGAUGUUUAAGUCGGGGCUUUUCAGCAGCGACCCGACGGAGCCCUGCCAGGUUGAUGGUGCCGGGUUGAAGAAGCUUACGGCUGAUGUGCUCGCUAAGGGGAUGCAACAUUCUGAUCAGAAUCCUCUGGCGGGCAUUGAGGGCCGCACGGGCUUGCUGGUGCGGCUCUCUGAGGCCCUUAACAACCAAGAAUUCUUCGGUGUUGAUGCUAGACCGGGAAAUAUGCUAGAUUAUCUUCUUGGUCACCCAUCAACGCUCGCUUCUUCCGUCCCUAUUGUACCGAUCACAACCCUGUGGUCUGUGCUGAUGGAUGGAUUCUCUCCGAUCUGGCCUUCAUCCCGAACACAGAUUGAUGGCGUACCCAUUGGAGAUGCGUGGAAGUGCUCAGAUCUCCCACAAUCUCCGCCUGCGCAGCAGUGGGAAAGCAUCGUCCCAUUCCAUAAGCUGACACAAUGGCUCUGCUACUCGAUCAUGGUCCCGAUGUCUAAAUUGAUGAAUAUUCACAUCGCCGGCAGCGAUCUCUUGACUGGACUCCCAGAAUAUCGAAACGGAGGUCUUCUGAUCGAUCUAGGACUCUUGAGUCUGAAACCAGACGACAUGCAACGCGGAAUCGAUGCAUAUAAGGAUAAUGCACGAAUCAAGGGUCAACCUAAUGUCGAGGUUGCUCCGCUGUUCUCCGCCGACGACGACGUAAUCGUCGAAUGGCGAGCUGUUACCGUUGGAUUCCUAGACGAGCUUUUAGAAGAGGUCAACUCUCAACUGGGGCUCAAAGGGUCCGGAGAGCAACUUUCCCUUGCGCAAAUGCUUGAGGCUGGUACUUGGAAGGGUGGUCGCGAAAUUGCGGAAGUCUCGAGACCCAACACCAAGGAACCUCCCAUCAUGAUACGAUCUGACGGCACUGUCUUCUAA
This is a messenger RNA of Penicillium soppii, 1494 nucleotides long. RefSeq names its product URC4/urg3 family protein. Bases 1 to 1494 code for a protein of 497 amino acids. The record is from RefSeq and is a predicted model, not a curated record. Lineage: Eukaryota; Fungi; Ascomycota; Eurotiomycetes; Eurotiales; Aspergillaceae. The transcript is spliced from 4 exons.